UCGAAGCCAACAACAAUGAGGUCCAACAGCAACAGCAACACCAACUCCAAAUCUCAAUCUCCUUUCAACAUCAAGCUCGUCCUCAUAUGCGCUUCCGUUCUUCUCUUCCUCCUCCUCAUCACCACCAACUCUUCCUUUUCCAAACCACAAACAUCACCCAUUUCAGAGUCCCACAUCUCAAACUCCACAGAUCCAGUCGACGAGAGCGAGUCAAAGGCAGUAGCAUGCCCAUCACUUCCUUUGACGCCAACAUGCAACAAAACCCCACCGUCUCUGGCCAAUGCCCUCAUCCACUACGCCACCACAAACAUCACCCCACAACAAACCCUCAAGGAGAUCUCUGUUUCAGCCAGGGUUUUAGACAAGAGAUCGCCUUGCAACUUCUUGGUGUUCGGGUUAGGACACGAUAGUCUGAUGUGGACAUCUCUCAACCACGGCGGUCGAACCGUUUUCCUCGAAGAAGACAAGGCCUGGAUCGAACAGAUCAAGGGGAAACUUCCGAGCCUAGAGUCUUACCACGUGGAGUACGUGACCAAAGUUCAGCAAGCAGAUGACCUGAUGGAGACGGGGAUGAAGGAGGAGGAAUGUAAAGUGGUGGGAGACCCUAGAUUCUCCAAGUGUGAGCUUGCUCUCAAAGGGUUCCCCAAUGAGAUUUACGACGUGGAAUGGAAUGUGAUCAUGGUGGAUGCCCCGACGGGGUUCCACGACGAAGCCCCCGGGAGAAUGAAUGCCAUUUACACGGCGGGGUUGAUGGCUAGGAACCGAGAAGAAGGGGACACCGAUGUGUUCGUUCACGACGUGGACAGGGUGGUGGAGGAUAAAUUCUCCAAGGCUUUUCUUUGUGAAGGAUACUUGAGGGAGCAACAGGGAAGGAUCAGGCAUUUCAACAUUCCUAGUCACAGGGCUCGCUCCGGCAGGCCCUUUUGCCCUUGAAUUCAUUACAGACACAG
Molecule: messenger RNA, 950 nt
Organism: Hibiscus syriacus
Lineage: Eukaryota; Viridiplantae; Streptophyta; Magnoliopsida; Malvales; Malvaceae
Product: glucuronoxylan 4-O-methyltransferase 3-like
Exons: 1
Coding region: 16-933 (305 amino acids)
Biological process (GO): xylan biosynthetic process
Molecular function (GO): glucuronoxylan 4-O-methyltransferase activity
Source: RefSeq, a predicted model, not a curated record